AAACUUUUGAAAAAACAUAUUUUAAAUCAUGAAUAAUAACACAUAACAUAGCAGUAUCCUAAAAGCCACAAUGUACAUGUGUCGAAGUUUAGCACAACAGCAGAAAACAUUUCCAUGUCAUAGCAGGUGAAGUCCCAGAGCACACCCACCUAUUACACUAUAUAGUAAUCAUUACAGUUAUUGACCUUGAAGUAUUUAGUAUAAAUCGUUCUAAUUCUUUGAAAAUGGUGAAUCCACGAAUCCAACUACAACGAUAAUAAUGCAGAAGAUCAAUAUAAUUGGAAGCACUUUCAGAACUUUUUACUUUUUUCUAGCUGAUUAGCAAUAAGAACAUUGAUCUAAAGGAAAUUUUUUCAUAACAUCUUUUUUUGUUUUGUUCUAAAUGUUUAAUUCUUCAGUGGAUAGCAAUAACCAGCUGACUCCAGGCAUGGGAAUCCAUCAUGAGAUAAACUAAACCCCUUUGACUCACAUAUUGUCCACGGUUUGGGUUUAAUCUACAGGGGAAACUACUAUGAUGCAAAGGAAGUGUUGUGUCAUUUGGUUAAACUGUGCUGCUUCCUUUUCCCUUUUUUGUCAUUCCUUGAGUUGGGGGCAAACUAAGUGUUUUCAGAACAAGGGUACGGCAAACGAAAAUAACUACUACUUUGAACCUCAAAUACUUUUAUUUGUUUGUUCCUGUUGAACGGGACCCAAGGAACCAUUGAAGUUAUUGAAUGGAAACUGUACUGUAAAUGGAGCAUGGUGGCUUGCAAGGACAUCUAUUGUGUACUUUCGGUGGACUUCUGACUUCUUAGGCCGUUGGGUUUGAGGUAAAGAAGACAUCACGCUGUAGCAAUGCUAAAUUGACGCCAGCAUUGUAUCUAGAAGUGCUCAAGACCUCUAAUUUCAGUAACCAUCUAGUGCCACAUUCAAAGACUCAGCGUAAAUUCCAGCGAAGCUGACCAUGAGAGCGGAGUGUUUAUUAUUGGCAUUGCAAUGCCUGUUGGGAUUCGUGCACUUUUGCGGAGCAUUGUCAACAUGCAGUCCUUUAGACCUGGAACUAAUAAAGAGAAAGCGCAUCGAAGCCAUUCGAGGACAGAUUCUCAGUAAGCUACGACUGUCUAAGGAACCAGAAAUUAGUGAGGAAGAGGUGAUAGACAUCAUCCCAGCAGAACUCAUCUCGGUAUACAACAGCACUGUGGAGCUAAAUGAGGAGCAGGCGGCGAAUCCUGUACACCAGCCUAUAGAAGAUCCUGUAGAGGAGGAAUACUAUGCUAAGGAAGUUCACAAGUUCACCAUGUUACCAUCAUCAUUGGAGGAAACCCCAGUCAAGCUUCGGUUCAACAUCACAGAUAUAAGCCACAAAUUGGGUUUUAACCACACAGUCUCCCAGGUGGAGCUCCGUAUGCAAAUCAAGGAUGUUUCAAUAGAUCCUGGUUCAGAGCAGAGACUGGAGCUUUAUCAGGUCACUAGGAACAUAUCACGCUACCUGGAAUCACGUUUCAUUUCCAGUCAAAUGUCUGAGAAGUGGCUGUCGUUUGAUGUCACACAGACCUUGAAGGACUGGCUGCAGAGGAAUGAGGCAGAGCAAGAAUUUCAAUUGAAGAUGGCUGAUAGUUGUAAUCCUCAGAAGCAGUUUCCAUUCAGAAUAAAAGGUUUGUUUCGUCUAAGAGGUGAUAAAGGCCCCUUAGCAGAAAAUAUGCCUAAGCCUCACAUUUUGGUAAUGUCACUUCCUCUUGAUGGCCAAGGCUCAUCAAAAUCUCGCAGAAAACGUCAAACAGAAACAGAUCGAGUUUGUACUGAUAAGUCUGAGGGCUGCUGUGUGAGGAGUCUGUACAUUGACUUCCGCAAAGACCUGGGCUGGAAGUGGAUACAUGAACCUUCUGGUUAUUAUGCCAACUAUUGCACUGGCUCUUGCUCUUUCGUAUGGGCUUCAGAAAAUAAGUACUCACAGGUUCUUGCGCUGUAUAGGCAUCACAAUCCUGGUGCAUCUGCUCAACCCUGCUGUGUACCGCAGGUUCUAGACCCACUGCCCAUCGUUUAUUAUGUGGGCCGCCAACAUAAGGUAGAACAGCUGUCAAAUAUGAUUGUGAAGACCUGCAAGUGUUGCUAAAGGCUCUGUCACCAUUCGGUCCCGAUGAGCAAAAUCAAGAGAGGAAUAUCUUGAGGCAAUUGUAACGCAGUAUUUUUUGAAGGGAAAACAUUUUAUUCCUUGUUCCUUUUAUUUUAUUUGACUCCAGUCACACUUAGAUGUAUUGAUUGUUUUAUAUUGUUGUACAUUUAUGUUGUGUAUAACACUCUACAUAUGCUGUUCAUGUUGUCAUAAAAGUGGUCAUAUUCAUUGUUUGAUAUUAAGGUGCCCAAAAUGUUUUGCUACUAUUUUUUAGCAGAAAAUCAAAUUGUGACUUAAAAUGUUCAUCACAGUUCAGAUGUAGAUUAUUCUGUCUCUUUUGUCAGAAACAACUGACUAUUGGACAUAUGUGUACUGUGCAGAAUGUAUUCAAUGGAAUAUAACAAUUGCCUUUUGAUAUCUGUACUUCUAGGUCAACAAGCAUUGCUUACUUAUUACUUAAUUAUGCUGUUGAUAUUGAAAAUAUAAUUUUUUAAACACGUGCUUGAAGAAAUUAUUUUAAAUUAUUUUUUUGUAAUUAAUCCAUCUGAAAUCACAGAAUACACUCUUUUAAUACCAUGAUGUUAGCUCCAGAAUUUAGCACUGUUGCAACAAUGUAGUUCAGAGUUUUGCAAGUCUGUGCUGUUGUUGUCAUUUUAUUGUGGUAUACCAUAUUUGUGAUCACCACUGAUGGUUUUUUAGUGCAUGUUGCUCUGUUUUUUUUUUUUUCCAGAAUCCACAUUUGUUACAGGUGUUCAGGAAAGACAUUUCCUGUCUGCUAUUUUGUUGUGGCUUCAGAGCUGACAAGGCUUUUUCUUGUUUAUUUUUAUAAACGAUGUGAAUUUAAAGUUUCUUCACCGCAUUUUAUGUCAUUUAUUUUACUUUUGCUAAAAAUAUAACAGAAUUAGAGACAGCUAAUUCUGUAGAAUUAUGUUUAUCUACCGAUUUCUUGUUUACAUUGUAUAUCUCCUUGGCCUCAGAAACUAUACAGCCAUUCCUGAUUAAAGUGGGCUACCAACACAGGCAUGGACACAGACAAAUACAUUUGUAUAUAUCAGUAAAAACGCUCAACAGACUUUAAACGUGGUACCAGCAUACUUUAAUAAAAUUAAUAAUAAAAUUAAUUAUAAAUGAACAACCAAUACAACAGAAGCUGUACCUAGAUAUUCCAUAGAUUUUUGUCCUAUGCUUCCAUCUAGUGGAGCAACUGAGAUGACGCUAUUUUAGUAUUAUUUGCACUUUCCCACAAACGAAUGUAGAUGAAUACUCGUUCUUCGACAUGUUUCUAAAGUUAUUAGAUGUUUAUUGAUAAAAUAUAUUCUGACAUUCAGAUCUUUUAACGUGGAAUCUCAGUUCCAAUAAUUAUACUUGCAAGGGAUUGUGUUUUAUGGCUUUCCAGCCCUCAUGUUAAUUUACAAAUAUCUAUGGCGCCUUCUACUGGAUAGAAAUUUACUAUUUGUUAUUUUAAUGUCACUAAACGAAUACAAUCUAACUAUUAAAAAAAA
Messenger RNA from Carassius carassius (crucian carp), 3594 nucleotides. It is a transcript of the gene tgfb1b, whose product is annotated as transforming growth factor, beta 1b. Gene Ontology annotation, cellular component: extracellular region. Bases 944 to 2092 code for a protein of 382 amino acids. The transcript has 8 exons. Gene Ontology annotation, biological process: SMAD protein signal transduction; transforming growth factor beta receptor signaling pathway; BMP signaling pathway. The record is from RefSeq and is a predicted model, not a curated record. Gene Ontology annotation, molecular function: type III transforming growth factor beta receptor binding; type II transforming growth factor beta receptor binding; growth factor activity. Lineage: Eukaryota; Metazoa; Chordata; Actinopteri; Cypriniformes; Cyprinidae.